GUUUCAGGAUUAACAGUUUUGCUAUCAAAGCGGGGAAGAAAGAAAAUCUUCAAAUAAUUAAUUUCAUAUAUGCCAAAAUGCCGGUUUUGUAUAAUUUAUAGCAAACUGUGUACGGACGAUAAAGCGAAGGCGUGAGAAAUGGCAUUUGUAUCCGGAGGAGGCGGUGGUGGCGGUGGUGCCGGAAUUGGAGGAAUAGGAAGUGGUUUACCGACGGUAGCACAACCAGUAGCAACACCAUGUGGCAUACCUUCUGCGUCGUUACGUCCUCAGGAUGCGCAAGCGAUGUCACCGCGUGGUGCAGCGUCACUUAGUGCAGCAGCCUUGGCAGCUGCGCAGGUUUCGGCAACCCCAAUUCCCGCAGCUCAUCUGCUUUACCAACAAUUUCUUUCGGCCGGAGCUGUUGCGGCGCAGUCGCAGUUGUUGCAAGGGACCGCAGCAGCUGCAGCUGUAUCGCAAACGGCACCAUCCCUUCCGCCGCCGACGCAAAUAUUGCCACAAGCCGCUGCAGCGGCAGCAGCAGCAGCAAACGCCGUGGCGGUUGCUGCGCAACAACAACAGCAAUCCGUUCCAACUCAGCAACAGCAAACAGCAUCUGCACCUCAAUCGCAACAGCAGCAACAACAACAGAAUCAAGCAUUUGUACUAGCAAAUGCAGCGCAAGCGCUUGCAAUCAAUCAACUGCUACUGCAGCAGAAUCCGCUGCAGCAACAGGUGCAAGCAGCAUUGGCGCAAUUACUCAAUCCGUUCGCUUUCUAUCAACCACAUUUGACGGCAUUAUUGCAACAAAGUCAGCUUACUGCUGCCAAUCACAUGCAACAAGCGCAGCAACCACCUCAAAUUCAAGUUCAAAAUGGGAUUGGAGCACCGAUAGCUGCUCAACAACAGCAAAAAAUGAUUGAAAAUUUGCUGGCGGAACAGGUGGUUCGAAAUCCGACAACACACGACAAAAUAGAUAUAUCGCAACCGGUUGUGGCAGACAAUAGAAAUGUCGGAUUGCUGACAAGUGCAGAGUCGGUGAAGGAGCACAUUUCGCGGUUGAUUAGCGAAAAUGAAGCAAUUCUGGAACAGAAUCCGGGUCUUAUUAAAAGGCGUCCGUAUCAUCGUCAAGUAGGCUCGCAGUCGUCCGUUGAACUUGAAACGGGUAUUAGAAGUCAAAGUAAUUCACCAGGAUUGCGUGACGUACGCUUACAGUUCACACAUGGUCAGUCAUUCUAUGAAUCGCACAAACCACUCGCUGUACGAGUUACCGGUGGUCCAUUAACCAAUGGUCAUCCGAUCGUAAAAGCAUCAGAUAAAUGUAUAUGCAAUUAUUGCGAAUUAAAGUUCCCAAAUGAUGCUGCUCUUGUUGCUCACGAAAUACGUUGCAGCAAACGAGCUGAAAUACAUUCGCAAGGAACAUCGUCAUCAGCAUCAUCAUCAGCAAUAGCCGCUGCACAUCUCCAAAUGGUACAGCAACAAAAUCCUGCAAAUACCGUGCUAGUUGAUAGAAUUGGGCGUAAAUCUGUAACAAACACCUGCAACAAUAAUAAUAUAGCUUCUUCCCCUGUGUUACGCGAAAAUCGUCAUCCACUCAAACGACGACUGCUAGCAGCUGCGGAACAUCUCGACGAAUCUCAAGCAUCCAUAAGCAAAACUCCGAAAUUGGAAACAUCCAAACCAAGUGUAAAUGUUGCAAAUCCAGUCAGUAUGUCGUUACCUGCUACACAUUACAAAGCUCCAGUAGUUCCCCAACGAAGUUUCAAUAACAGUAGUACUAUCAGUGGUAUUAGUGAGACUUCCGUUCCUAUUACACAAACGGUGAUAAUGGUAACUUCUCAUCCUACCAAUCAACUUGUAGCUUCAAAGAAUGUACAAACCUAUCAACGAAUAUAUCCUGCCUCAACAAUUCCACAGAGUACCAGUGCAGUGGCUAACAAGCCAUACAUUUUAACGUUAAACGAUGUAUCAACAGCCCGAAACGAUGGUACGUCACGCCGAAGUCGAAUGCGUAAUAUUACCACGGAAACGUUUGCCACGUUGAACAAGCCACAGCCAAUGUUCUGUAAACAUAAGCCGAAAUUAAGCAUGUAUAGCAACUGGCAACAAUGUACGAUAGAUUCAGAGGAAGCUAAGUUGAAUUUGCUCUACAUAAGCACAUGUUCGACAAAGCCACGGAUGGGUGUUAAGCAGUUAUGGAGGUAUACUACGGCAUUACGUGAAAUGGGUGUACUCAAAGUGACGCAUUCUUCGUUUUGGGAUUAUUCGACCAAAAUACGUCUACGUCAAAAUGCAGCAGCUACAGCAACAACGGCGACACCGAUGAAUUCCCAAUCGGUGAUUGCAACCUUUGUUCAGGAACGCUCCUCUACGACAGCAUCCACAUCAGCAACUGUUUCUGCGACUAACGUUACCACUUUUGUAUCGUCAAAUAACUCUUCGAAUGGAAGGAGUGAUAAUGAUUCAAAUAUCAGUGACAAAGAGAAUAUAGCAAUAGUGGAGAAGGAUCGGAAUGCUUUGACUUCUUUGAAAGAAAUUACCGAUAAGCAACAGUCACAACGAACUCGAAUUUCAAAUGAGUCAGCAAAAACAUUAUCUCAGAAAAUAGUGGGAGGUUAUUUUUCAAAUGAAGUUUACGUGUAUGUCCGUGGACGUGGACGUGGUCGGUAUGUCUGUGGUCGUUGUGGAAUACGUUGUAAAAAACCAUCGAUGUUAAAAAAGCAUAUCAAGUCACAUUCAGAUAUACGACCAUACGGUUGUAAACAAUGUAAUUUCAACUUCAAAACAAAAGGUAACCUUACCAAACAUCUGCAAUCAAAAACACAUCGUCGUCGAAUGGCUGAAAAAGAGAAGCAGAAAAUAGUUGAGCAAGAUUCGGAUAGCGAUCAUGAUCGAUUAGAAAUUGCCAGUCUUAGUGGGACUGCUUCAACCUUUAGCAACGAUCCACUUUCAGACGAUGAAUGUUCGUCAGAUGAAGAAUUACGACCACCCUGUAAUGACAAAAACAAAAAUAUGUAUCGAAAAUUUGGUCAAGAAAAUACAUUAGUGGAACGAACAGCUCAUACACCGCCAAUGUUAUGGAUUGUUGGUGAAACGGUUUUUGAUUGGUCAAUUCCGAAUUGCUUACGGUCAUGUCACAGCGCACCACCUAGUGCGCGAUAUCCAUCGGAAGGACGGAAGCAACAAAAAUUAUUGGAAACCAAUUUUCUGCUAAAGAAAGACACCUUGGAAGACGUCCGUAGCUCUGAAGUUAAACAACCAACAACCUGUGCUGUGUCAAUGGUUCAAAGUCUGGUACCUACAACCAGUGAUUGUUCACAAUUGCAAUCACUAUCAUCCUUCAUAACAGAGCAACAACAACCUUCAGUGGGAGCAUUUUUUGCUAAAGAGACAAUGAUAUGCGAUAUUUGCAAGCGUGUAUUUCGAAGUUCGACGGAAAUGACAUUGCAUCGCAAAAUCCAUUUAAUUGGACCGUCAAAUUCACGUAUGCGGUCCUACCAGUGUAGCGAAUGCAAGUAUUCGAUUCGAUCACGUAAUGCUUUGCAGCGACAUAUGGAAGAAAGGCAUGGGAUUGUUGAAAGGUUGCAAACAGAACAAUUAAACGAUUCGGAUAACGAAGAAACCAAUACAAAUUUGUCGUCGAUGAAUCCACGAUCAUUUAUGUGUACCGAUUGCAAUAUUGGAUUUCGGAAACACGGUAUCCUCGCAAAACAUCUACGCUCAAAAACUCAUGUUAUGAAGCUGGAAAGUUUGCGUAUUAUCCCAGAAGAUUCGUUAUCACUCAUUACACGUAGAGAAGGUGGUGUAUAUUUGAACGAAAUUGAUACGACGGAUUGUGAGCGUGCACGACAAAGCAUUCUCGGGAUCAUUUCCACUUUACGUGAUUCAAAUGCCCUGGAAUGCCGUGAACAAAUGUCGCAUUUAUCAGUGCCAUUGCUACAUACUACAAAUAAUAGCAAUAACAAUAUUCAUAGCAGCACUAACAUUAGCUACUCGUCGCAGCAGUUGAAGAUACAACGUUCUCCUGUGCCAUCAACUAGUACUAGCCAAUCCUUUGUUGAAAAUAAACGAUUACUAACUGGUCAGCAGCAUACGUCAAAACGUCCCGACGCCUUAGCAGCAAAGAUGCUGACUGAAAUAUCACCCAGAAAAUGCGAUAUGACAAUGUCGCAGCGAAAAUCGGAUGAGUUAACUGGCAAAUCGAUCUCUGCAAACGUUUGGAUGCCACCGAAACUUGAUGUAAAUUCGACUUCUGAUCGUCGCUCUGUUGAUAUAUUUGGUCGUUCAACAGUUGAUUCCGCUGCUCUUUCAGAUAACGGUUCCUCUGUACGAUCUGAUGAAGCAAACAGUGAAGGAGCUGGACGUAGUGAAAGCUCGACACCAACGCAACGUGUUUUGGCUGCUACAGCACCAUCACCUGUUUUGCCAGCUUCUACCAGAUGCAAUCUUUGUGAGGUCAACUACGAAUCCAGCUUUGAUUUGCAGGUACAUCUUCACGCUGAUCAUGUGAUGUUACGGGAUGGAAAAGAUUUUUGCUGUCCAAAGAAACAAUGUGACAAAGUCUAUCCAAGUCGUGAAAAUCUUAGACAGCAUAUCGCUGCACAUUAUCAUGGCGGUGCUAAUGCACCUUUGCCAGAUAGUCGUGAUGAAAUCGAGAGUGCAAUUGUAGUGUUAUCAGAUGCAAGUGACACAUCGGUAGUUCUGCACCGUAAAUUAACGAAUUCAACACCUGGGCAACAUAUGAAUUCGGUGCCAAAUCAUAGUCCGAAUGCACCAGAAGAAUCUCAUACAGCGUGUUCAAAAACAUCUACAUGCAGUUCUACAUUAAUGUUAUCGAUGGAUUCUGAUGAUGCGGAUACCGGAACCAAUGGAUUGGUGAAACAACGUCAGCCGACAAAACUAAAUGAAAUUGAAAUUGAAAAAGCGAACGGAUGCAAUACUGUAGAUACAGCUAUUCAUGAUCGGAAAUGGUCAGCGUCGACGCAACCAACCGUGACAUCUGCAUCAUCCGUAAAUGCUGCAACGGUAUCAGCAGCUUUACCUUGUGCCAUCUGUGGACAAUCAUUCCCGGAUGCUUUUGCUUUGCAGCGACAUUGGCUGUCGCACGUUUGCGACCGACCACAUAUUUGCAAGCAGUGUGAUGCCGGAUUUACAACUGCUGAUGCUCUGAACACUCAUGCUUUAACGCAUCAAAAUAGCAGACGUGAACGGUGA
Messenger RNA from Loa loa (African eye worm), 5190 nucleotides. RefSeq names its product zinc finger protein. Gene Ontology annotation, molecular function: DNA-binding transcription factor activity, RNA polymerase II-specific; RNA polymerase II cis-regulatory region sequence-specific DNA binding. NCBI's taxonomy places the organism in Eukaryota, Metazoa, Nematoda, Chromadorea, Rhabditida, Onchocercidae. The coding region runs from base 139 to 5190 and encodes 1683 amino acids. The transcript is spliced from 28 exons. The record is from RefSeq and is a predicted model, not a curated record. Gene Ontology annotation, cellular component: nucleus. Gene Ontology annotation, biological process: regulation of transcription by RNA polymerase II.